AUGUCCUGGAACGAUAUCAUCAACAACAAUCUUAUUGGUUCUGGAAAUGUGAGCAAAGCCGCCAUUCUUGGUUUUGAUGGAGCUGUGUGGGCAAAGAGUGACAACUUCAAUAUCUCUGUCGAGGAAGCUGUUGCUGCUGGAAAAGCUUUCACCGCCCUGGACGCCCUUCUCGGAACUGGACUUCGCUUAGAGGGACAGAAAUUCUUGGUCCUCAACGCUGACGAGGACAGAGUGAUUGGCAAGCAAGGUGGAUCUGGAUUCUUCAUUUAUAAGACUACAAAAGCCGUCAUCAUUGCUAUCUACGAGAAAGGACUCCAGCCAGAAAUGUGCAGCAAGACCACCGGAGCCCUCGCCGAUUACUUCAAGGGUAUCGGAUAUUAA
This is a messenger RNA of Caenorhabditis remanei, 381 nucleotides long. RefSeq lists its product as uncharacterized. The record is from RefSeq and is a predicted model, not a curated record. Gene Ontology annotation, cellular component: cell cortex. Bases 1 to 381 code for a protein of 126 amino acids. Gene Ontology annotation, molecular function: actin monomer binding. NCBI's taxonomy places the organism in Eukaryota, Metazoa, Nematoda, Chromadorea, Rhabditida, Rhabditidae. The transcript has 4 exons.